UCUUCUGGUGAAGAACCCAAGAAAUCAGAAAUGGAGGAGGAGGAUUCUUCGGUCGCAGCAAAAUCGGUCGUAAAAGUAGAAGUAGGUCUGGGGCCAUUGUGCCGUUGUUUUUGUUUGUUCGGGCCUCGGGCUGCCCCGAUUAUGACCAAAAGUAAAAAUAAAAAUAAAAAUUCAGUUAUAAAAGUUGCGGCAGUUUGUGGGUCGCUUCGUGGAGCUUCAUACAACCGCUGCCUCAUUCGUUCUGCAAUUGAGAUAAGCAAGGCGUCCAUCGACGGCUUGGAGAUAGAGUACGUGGACAUCUCAGCGCUGCCGUUUCUGAACGUGGAUCUGGAGGGUAAGGAUGGGAGUUUUCCACCUGCCGUGGAAGCAUUUCGUCGGAAGAUUUUAGAAGCUGAUAGCAUCCUCUUUGCUUCUCCCGAGUACAAUUACUCCAUCUCUGCACCUCUAAAGAAUGCCAUUGACUGGGCAUCAAGACCACCAAAUGCUUGGGCUGAUAAGGCUGCCGCAGUUGUAAGUGCCUCAGGGGACUUUGGUGGCGGCCGAUCCCAAUAUCAUCUUCGCCAAGUAGGAGUGUCUCUCGACCUUCAUUUCAUCAACAAGCCCGAGUUUUUCUUGGAUGGACUCAAGUCUCCUGAAAAGUUCGACAGUGGCAACUUGGUGGAUGAACAGGACAAAGAGAGGCUGAAGGAAAUUCUUUUGGCCUUGCAGGCAUUCACUUUGAGGCUUCAAACAAAGUGAUGAGAGGCGCUCCUUCGUGUUUCGAACCGCCAACUUCUAGGCCACAACAAUGGAGGUUGCAGGUUUCAAGCAAGAAGCAGUCUCUUUAAUUUAUUUAUUUUUGAUGAAAAGCAGUGUCUCUUAUUUCAAAGGUGCUGAAGGUGUUGUAUUGGGAGAGUUUGAGGGUUUUUAUUUUGGUCGACAAGAGAUUUAUUUGUUUCUGCCUUUGGACUGCCUCUGCACUAUAAGAUUUGCAAACCUUAGCAAAGUUAUCGAUUGUUGUGCUUGUGGAGUGUAAUAAUAAAAUUAUGUUCUUGAUAGGAA
Prunus avium (sweet cherry) is the source of this 1041-nucleotide messenger RNA. Its product is annotated as NADPH:quinone oxidoreductase-like. Gene Ontology annotation, molecular function: oxidoreductase activity; FMN binding. The record is from RefSeq and is a predicted model, not a curated record. NCBI's taxonomy places the organism in Eukaryota, Viridiplantae, Streptophyta, Magnoliopsida, Rosales, Rosaceae. Gene Ontology annotation, cellular component: cytosol.